AUGGAAAUGCCAAAUUUAAAUUAUGCUAGGUUGUAGUUUACAUCAUCAAAUAGAAAUGAUGGAUAAGUUUCAAUAAGAAAUGUGUUUGUAUCAACUUUCAAAUGUUACCCAUCUUGUAAAUAAUGCACAGGACCAAAAUCUAAUUAAUUUACAACUUGUUAUUAUAGAUUACCUACAAAAAUAUUUGUCCAUCCUGUCCAACUAAUUAUGAAAAAUACUUUGGAUGCAGAGAUAUUUGUAAUAUAAACUCCAUUAUAUACUAAUGGAUUUAGUUAAUCAUAUUUAAAUUCUUUCUUUGCAAAUGCUAUAGUUCAAUAUUAGUAACCUUAAUGGCUUUUUAAAUAUGACCUGGAACCUGUAGACAAAUAUCCAACAAAAAUAACUUCUGAUUGUUACGGGAUUUUUAAUUUUAAUUCUGGUAUAUAUAGAUUUACAACUAUUUAUCUACUUAUUCUUAUUCAAUUUAUUCAUUUGAGUUUUAGAUUAUAAUGUAAACUUUUAAUAUUAUUCCCCUUAAUUUUGGAGUGUAGUUUUUGA
This is a messenger RNA of Paramecium primaurelia, 537 nucleotides long. NCBI's taxonomy places the organism in Eukaryota, Ciliophora, Oligohymenophorea, Peniculida, Parameciidae. The record is from the annotation of a GenBank genome assembly.